Molecule: messenger RNA, 1107 nt
Organism: Prunus armeniaca (apricot)
Lineage: Eukaryota; Viridiplantae; Streptophyta; Magnoliopsida; Rosales; Rosaceae
Source: the annotation of a GenBank genome assembly
AUGGCCAUGCCAGAUAGCCAAGAAUCGAUUUUACCCAAAGAUGAAACUGUCAUAGAGCAAACACAAUUUGUCAAACUUGGCCGCUGUCAAUGGUGGUUUAUGGUGGCACUCAACAUCUUCUUCCUCAUUGUGGGGCAGGCUGCUGCGGUAUUACUUGGGAGAUUCUAUUAUGACCAGGGUGGUAAUAGUAAGUGGAUGGCCACUCUUGUCCAAACUGCAGCAUUCCCAGUUCUUCUCAUCCCACUUUAUUUUAUUCCUUCAUCCAAAGAUCCAUCAACUUCUUCAGCCCCACCUUCCAUUAAAGUACUUGCCUUGAUUUACUUCGCCCUUGGAGUGCUCUUGGCUUGUGACAACAUGUUGUAUUCUGUCGGACUCUUGUACCUAUCUGCCUCUACUUACUCCCUCAUUUGUGCAACUCAAUUAGCUUUCAACGCAGUUUUCUCGUACUUCAUCAACUCCCAGAAGUUCACUGCAUUGAUUCUUAAUUCAGUGAUUAUCGUGUCAUUCUCAGCAGCUCUUAUUGCUGUCAGUGAUGAUUCCAGUGGACCAGCAGGAGUCUCAAAGUGGAAACAUGUCCUUGGAUUCAUCUGUACCCUUGGAGCUUCUGCAAUUUACUCUCUUCUGCUUUCCCUCAUGCAACUUACCUUCCAAAAAGUUCUUAAGAAGGAAACAUUUUCUGUGGUCUUGGAAAUGCAAAUCUAUACAGCACUGGUUGCCAGUUGUGCUGCAACUGUGGGUCUUUUUGCCAGUGGGGAAUGGAGGACUUUGCAUGGGGAAAUGGAAAAGUUUGGCGAGGGACGAGUUUCUUAUGUGAUGACCUUAGUUGGGACAGCUGUGGCUUGGCAAGUUUGUUCUGUUGGUGUUGUGGGAUUAAUUUUUGUCGUUUCUUCUCUCUUCUCCAACGUAAUUAGUACUCUUUCCUUGGCUGUUACUCCUAUAGCUGCUGUGAUAAUUUUCCAUGACAAGAUGGACGGUGUCAAGAUAAUUGCUAUGCUUCUGGCUAUUUGGGGUUUUGCCACUUAUAUUUAUCAGAACUACCUUGAUGAUUCUAAGGUAAGAAGAAGGCAGACUGGUGUUAGGGAAUCACACAAUGAUUCUUCUGCCUGA